Messenger RNA from Cladocopium goreaui, 399 nucleotides. NCBI's taxonomy places the organism in Eukaryota, Dinophyceae, Suessiales, Symbiodiniaceae. The record is from the annotation of a GenBank genome assembly.
AUGGCAAUCGUUUGUGUCAUCCGCAUUGAGUGCAGAUCCGGAUUUGAGGAGAUGAAGGCGAUUGAGUUCCAAAACCGAUCAGCGUCAUGGAGAGGUGGAGAAUUGAAAGAGGCUCCAGUCGUGCUGGCCGAAGCUGUGAGCUCGACAUCCUCAGUGGCAGCUUUAGCGCAACCUCGAGCAACCGAUGGCGGUUGGCCUUGCCCUUCGUUCAGGUUGGACCUCAAGGCUGCUAGGGAGGGCAUCGAGGCCAUUGCACCGCUCUAUGGCCUUCCGAUUCCGAUGAAAGGAACGAUGGCCACUGUGGACUUCAUCUCAUCCGCUGGGGUGAGUCUUCUCCACGACUUCCGCGCCAAAGACGAUGCCGACUUUGUGGCUGGUAUGAAAACGGGUAAAGGGUGA